Anopheles stephensi (Asian malaria mosquito) is the source of this 18221-nucleotide messenger RNA. It is a transcript of the gene CadN, whose product is annotated as neural-cadherin. The record is from RefSeq and is a predicted model, not a curated record. Gene Ontology annotation, cellular component: catenin complex; adherens junction; plasma membrane. The transcript has 24 exons. Bases 251 to 9595 code for a protein of 3114 amino acids. NCBI's taxonomy places the organism in Eukaryota, Metazoa, Arthropoda, Insecta, Diptera, Culicidae. Gene Ontology annotation, biological process: homophilic cell-cell adhesion; multicellular organism development; cell morphogenesis. Gene Ontology annotation, molecular function: calcium ion binding; cadherin binding.
CAAACGUCGACGGGAGAGGAUAUGCCGUUGCGCUCCCGGAUUGAAAAUUGCGUGCGAUUUGUUUGGAAGUGCGGGUAAUUAGUGUAACAAUAGAAUAUUGAUCUAGGUGCGUGUUGUUGGGAUCUAUUUCCUAUCUUGAAGGAGAAAUAACUCCCGUGUGCGCAAGGUGCAAGUGAGCAGUGUGUGUGUGUGUGUUUGUGUGAAAAACUAGGUGCAUAGAAGCGUGCGCUCGCAGGUGGUGGCGCAAAUAAUGUGCAGCCUCGGAGCCGCUACCAGAGUGCGGCCCGUGGGCAUGGUCACGAUGGCCAAAAGGGGCAAGGGAGGAGGUGAUGGCGGCGGGGCCGCUAGAAACCGUCACAGUAGUGCAUCCGCCAAGCAAGUCAGUGUAUUCGUGUUAGCCAUAUAUCUAGUGUUAGUGUGUAGUGUUAACGUGGCCCUUGUGUCGGGCAAGCAUCACCAUCAUCACCAGGGCGGUGGUGUGGGAGGCGGCAGUGGUCAGGAGUUCAAAUUCGAUCCAACGAACAGCUUUAUUAGUUUAGUGCUGCCACACGACACAUAUCCCGGGUACAGUAUCCAGAAGUUCACCGCCAACUUCACCGGUCCCAAUUCACCGUUCUCGUCGAUCUCGUCCUAUUCGUCGAAGCCGCUCAACUACCGGCUGCUGGAGACGGAUUACUCGAAGUACUUUACGGUGCUGGAGGACGGGUUGGUUAUGACGACGGCGGAUCUGUCACCGUUGGUGAACCGACCGGUAAAGCUGGUCGUGCUGGAAGAAACACCAAAUUCGACCGCGACCCAUCAGUUGCAGCUGUACGUAAUGAAUCGUAAAGAUAUGCUGCACUUCCCGACCAUGCUUACGGAUGUCGUUGGUCAGCUGAGUGAAAACAAAGACGCCGGUACGCGUGUGCGUGACAUACCGCUGCUGCAGGCUAAUUCGGCACGUGGCGCUAAGACGGUCAUCUACAGCAUCGUAGGAGGCAACGACGGAGAUUCGUUUGCGCUGGAGGAUAGUAGUACCGGCACGAUUGGAUUAACCAUUCGCAUCGAUGAUCCUCGUAAGCAUGGUGUUUGGCUGGUGUCGGCCAAGCCGCUGGAUCGUGAGCAUCGCGAACAGUACACGAUCGCGAUCGAAGCAACCGACACGAAGCGCAUCAACAAAGCGGAAAUUCAUCUACCGGUGCACAUUACCGAUGUGAACGACAACAGGCCAGUCUUCGGUAAGCCAGAUUACCGUUUUACGGUGACGGGCGUUAAAGCGACAACGCCCGCCGGCAACGAGACGGUCACCUGGGAACGCUUCACCAGCCUGGGCCGAGUCGAGGCAAAGGACGCUGAUGGAGACAAGGUUGCGUACCGGCUAACGAACCCCAGCAAUACGGUCGUGAUCGUACCGCAAACCGGUGAACUGCUGCUGGCCGGCGAACCAGACGUCUCGGAACUGUUCGUCGAUGUGGAAGCUCACGAUCUGCGCACGCCGAGCCUUAAGAGUGAAACGCCGGCCCGCGUACUGAUCGAAUUCGUUGCGCCCGAUCCGUUGCCGGUGAUUGUGCAGCAUAUGGGUCACGAGUAUCAGCAUUCACACCGGCGUGACAAGCGUCGCGUUACACGGGCGGUCCGUCCUACCAAGCGCAUUGAGUUCACCGAAGCGGACGGUGACACCGAGGGCCGUAACGUGUUCCAGCUCGAGAAGGAAACGGACCGGGAAACGUUCAAGAUACGGGACGAAAACCCGUGGGUCACGGUCGAAACGAAUGGUGCGGUGCGUGUGAAGAAGAAGUGGGACUACGAGGAGCUCGGACCGGAGAAAACGAUCGAUUUCUGGGUGAUCAUCACCAAUCAGGGUCACAACGCUGGCCUAAAAUAUACCGACAAUCAGCGUGUUAUAAUCCACGUGAAGGACGUGAACGAUGAACCGCCAUACUUUAUCAAUCGUCCACUGCCAAUGCAGGCGGUAGUGCAGCUGAAUGCUCCGCCAAACACUCCCGUGUUCACGCUGCAGGCACGCGAUCCGGACACCGAUCAUAACAUACAUUACUUCAUCGUGCGUGACCGUACGGGCGGUCGGUUCGAGGUGGACGAACGAUCGGGUGUGGUCCGGACGCGCGGUACGGACCUGUUCCAGCUGGACAUGGAGUACGUGCUGUACGUAAAGGCGGAGGACCAGAACGGAAAGGUGGACGACCGGCGGUUCCAGAGCACCCCGGAGGAACGGUUAUCGAUUGUUGGUGGCAAACGUGCGCCUCAAUUCUACAUGCCAAGCUAUGAAGCGGAAAUUCCAGAAAACCAGAAAAAGGACUCCGACAUCAUUUCCGUGAAGGCUAAGUCGUUUGCCGAUCGGGAGAUUCGUUACACGCUCAAAGCUCAGGGCCAGGGUGCGGGAACGUUCAAUAUUGGGCCUACCUCGGGUAUCGUGAAGUUGGCGAAGGAGCUGGAUUUCGAGGAUUUACGACAGCCACACGUUUACUCGUUGGUCGUUACAGCCACGGAAGACUCUGGCGGUUUCUCCACCUCUGUAGAGCUUACCAUCCGAGUAACGGACGUAAACGAUAACGCACCGAAGUUUGAAUUGCCUGAUUAUCAAGCACAUAACGUCGAUGAAGACAUUCCGCUCGGGACGAGCAUCCUGAAAGUGAAAGCAAUGGAUGCUGAUUCGGGUGCAAACGCUGAGAUCGAAUAUCUUGUGUCAGACGACCACUUUGCCGUGGAUUCGAAUGGGAUUAUCGUGAACAACAAGCAGUUGGAUGCGGAUAAUAACAAUGCGUACUACGAAUUUGUCGUAACCGCCAAGGACAAGGGAGAACCGGCCAAGACGGGCACCGCUACGGUGCGCGUGUACACGAAAAACAAGAACGACGAGGAGCCCAAAUUCAGCCAGCAGGUGUACACACCGAACGUGGAUGAAAACGCCGGUCCGAACACGCUCGUGACGACGGUUGUCGCCUCGGACAAGGAUGGCGAUAAUGUGCGGUUCGGGUUCGUGGGCGGCGGUACGAGCAGUGGACAGUUUGUGAUCGAAGAAAUCACUGGUGUCAUCCGGCUGCACAGCAAGGCGAUUUCGCUCGAUCGGGACAAGUAUGAAUUGAAUGUAACAGCUAUGGAUGAUGGGUCGUGCUGCGUCAAUGGCGACGCAACGAUUCAUACAUCUACAGCUGUUGUCGUUGUGUUCAUCACCGAUGUGAACGACAACAAGCCGGUGUUUAAGGAUUGUGGCACCUACUAUCCGAAGGUGGAGGAAGGCGCACCGAACGGAAGCCCCGUCAUUAAGGUGCAGGCUACCGACGAGGAUAAGGGUGUCAAUGGACAGGUGAAAUACUCGAUUGUACAGCAGCCAAAUCAGAAAGGUACCAAAUUCACCGUGGACGAGGAAACGGGUGAAGUGUCCACAAAUAAAGUGUUUGAUCGUGAAGGUGACGAUGGCAAGUUUGUGUCUGUCACGGUGAAAGCAACCGAUCAGGGUGAACCCAGUCUAGAAGGUGUUUGUUCAUUUACGGUGGAAAUUACGGACGUGAACGACAACCCACCGCUGUUUGAUCGACAGAAAUAUGUCGAAAAUGUGAAACAAGAUGCAAGCAUCGGAACGAACAUUCUACGCGUGUCCGCUUCCGACGAAGAUGCAGAUAAUAAUGGUGCCAUCGUGUACACGCUGAGCGCUCCACACAGCCCCAACGAUCUAGAGUAUUUUGAAAUUCAGCCGGAAUCCGGCUGGAUAGUGCUGAAGAAGCCGCUAGACGGCUGCUACUCCCGUGAACGGUACCGGCUGAAGGUGUACGCCUCGGAUAGAGGUGACCCACCGUCCACGGCCGACGUGGACGUAGAGCUCGAUGUGGUCGAUCGGAACAAUAAGCCGCCGAUCUGGGAUCGCACUAUAUAUGGCCCAAUUCACAUUAGGGAAAAUGUCACUGUCGGUACGGUAGUCACAUCGGUGAAAGCAAGCUCGGGAAUCGAGGGUAAUCCGACGGUGUUUUACCGGCUUAUGCCCGGUUCGACCGCCCAAACGAACAAGCUGCAUACGUUCUAUCUUCAGCAAAGACCGGACAAUGGUGAUACGUGGGCCGACAUCAAGGUGAAUCAUCCGCUGGACUUUGAAACGAUCAAAGAGUACAACUUAACCGUUCGUGUUGAGAACAACGGAGCCCAGCAACUUGCAUCGGAAGCGACUGUUUACAUACAAUUAGAGGAUGUAAACGACGAAAUACCGCUGUUUACCGAACGUGAACAGGAAACCGUGCUCGAGGGUGAACCGAUCGGUACGAAAGUGACACAGGUGAAUGCAAUCGAUAAGGACGGUACCUUCCCGAACAAUCAGGUGUACUACUACAUCGUCGAUUCGCCCCGAAACGAGGGAAAGGAUUUCUUCGAAAUCAACCUGCAGAGCGGUGAAAUAUUCACCAAAGUUGUGUUCGAUCGUGAGAAGCAGGGUGCCUACGCUCUGGAAGUCGAAGCACGUGACGGUGCUCCAUCCGCCCGGCCUAAUAGCAAUCAGCAACCCAAUUCAGUCACCAAAUUCAUCCGUAUUGGUAUUGCCGACAAGAAUGACAACCCACCGUACUUCGACAAAGCCCUGUACGAGGCGGAGGUUGAUGAAAACGAAGACAUACAACAUACCGUGCUCACCGUCACCGCCAAGGAUCACGAUGAAUCGUCGCGUAUUCGAUAUGAGAUCACGAGCGGUAACAUAGGCGGUGCCUUCGCCGUCAAGAACAUGACGGGCGCUAUCUACGUCGCCGGCGCCCUAGACUACGAGACGAGGAAACGAUACGAACUACGUCUCGCAGCAUCGGAUAACCUGAAGGAGAACUACACGACCGUCGUGAUUCACGUAAAGGACGUCAACGAUAAUCCGCCCGUUUUCGAGCGGCCAACGUACCGAACGCAGAUUACCGAAGAGGACGAUCGGAACCUACCCAAACGUGUCCUGCAGGUUACGGCUACCGACGGUGACAAGGAUCGGCCCCAGAACAUCGUCUACUUCCUUACCGGUCAGGGUAUCGAUCCGGACAAUCCUGCCAACAGCAAGUUCGACAUUAAUCGAACUACCGGAGAGAUUUUCGUGCUCAAGCCACUGGAUCGAGAUCAACCAAACGGACGACCGCAAUGGCGAUUUACAGUGUUCGCUCAGGACGAGGGUGGCGAAGGUUUGGUCGGAUACGCGGACGUACAGGUGAACCUGAAGGACAUCAACGACAAUGCUCCGAUUUUCCCGCAGGGUGUCUAUUUCGGCAACGUAACCGAGAACGGUACUGCCGGCAUGGUUGUAAUGACCAUGACGGCCGUUGACUACGACGACCCGAACGAAGGUACGAAUGCAAAGUUGAUAUAUUCGAUCGAAAAGAACGUGAUAGAAGAGGAAACGGGUUCACCGAUAUUCGAGAUAGAGGCGGACACGGGCGUUAUCAAGACGGCGGUCUGUUGUCUGGACCGCGAACGCACACCGGACUACUCUAUACAGGUGGUGGCAAUGGAUGGCGGGGGGUUAAAAGGGACUGGGACGGCCUCUAUACGCGUCAAAGAUAUAAACGACAUGCCGCCCCAGUUCACCAAGGACGAAUGGUUCACGGAGGUGGACGAAACGGAUGGUACGAACCUGCCCGAGAUGCCCAUCCUCACGGUCACCGUGCACGAUGAGGACGAAACGAACAAGUUCCAGUACAAGGUAAUCGACAACAGUGGUUACGGUGCGGACAAGUUCACCAUGGUGCGUAACAACGACGGUACCGGCAGCUUGAAGAUUGUGCAACCGCUAGACUACGAGGAUCCGCUGCAGAGCAAUGGCUUCCGGUUCCGCAUUCAAGUGAACGACAAGGGUGAGGAUAAUGACAACGAUAAGUAUCACGUGGCGUACUCUUGGGUGGUGGUGAAGCUGCGUGACAUCAACGACAACAAGCCCCAGUUCGAACGACCCAACAUUGAGGUUUCGGUUUACGAGAACGCGGAUGUAGGCAAAACGCUCGAAACAUUUAAGGCAACCGAUCCGGAUCAGGGCGGCAAGAGUAAGGUGUCGUACGCGAUCGAUCGUUCGUCCGAUCGGCAGCGGCAGUUCUCGAUCAACCAGGAGGGUACGGUUACGAUUCAACGCAACCUGGACCGCGAGGUUACGCCCCGUCACCAGGUGAAGAUACUGGCCAUCGACGAUGGAAUCCCGCCGAAAACGGCCACAGCCACACUGACGGUUAUUGUGCAGGAUAUCAACGAUAAUCCACCCAAGUUCCUAAAAGACUAUCGGCCGGUGCUGCCGGAACACGUGCCCCCGCGCAAGGUAGUCGAAAUUUUGGCAACCGACGAUGACGACCGAUCCAAGAGCAACGGCCCACCGUUCCAGUUCCGGCUGGACCCGGGUGCGGACGACAUUAUCCGUGCCUCGUUCAAGGUUGAGCAGGACCAGAAGGGUGCGAACGGUGAUGGUAUGGCGAUCGUGUCCUCGCUCCGCUCGUUCGAUCGUGAACAGCAGAAAGAGUAUCUGAUUCCUAUCGUAAUCAAGGAUCACGGCAAUCCUGCGAUGACGGGCACAAGCACACUAACGGUAGUGAUAGGCGACGUCAACGACAAUAAGAUGCAGCCUGGCUCGAAGGACAUAUUUGUGUAUAACUACCUCGGUCAGGCGCCCGACACGCAGAUAGGCCGGGUGUACGUGUACGAUCUGGACGACUGGGAUCUGCCGGACAAGAAGUUCCACUGGGAAUCGCAAGAACAUCCACGCUUUAAGCUGGACGAGGACACGGGCAUGAUAACGAUGCGACAGGGUACGCGCGAUGGGCGAUACCAUCUAAGGUUCAAGGUGUACGAUCGAAAGCACACGCAAGCGGAUGUUCCGGCGAACGUGACCGUAACCGUGCGCGAGAUACCACACGAUGCCGUAAUCAACAGUGGCUCAAUACGGAUAGCGGGCAUUACGGACGAAGACUUCAUACGCGUGUGGAACUACCGGACGCAGAGCCUGUCGCGAAGCAAAGCCGACCGGUUUAAGGAUAAGCUAGCCGAUCUGCUCAACAUCGACCGGGAAAAUGUGGACGUGUUCAGCGUGCAGCUAAGACGCAAGCACCCUCCCCUAACGGACGUACGCUUUUCCGCCCACGGAUCCCCGUACUACAAGCCGGUAAGACUAAACGGCAUCGUGCUGAUGCAUCGGGAAGAAAUCGAAAAGGACGUCGGUGUAAACAUCACGAUGGUGGGCAUCGACGAGUGUCUGUACGAGAAUCAAAUGUGUGAAGGCUCGUGUACAAACACGCUUGACAUUAGCUCGCUGCCGUACAUGGUGAACGCAAACAAAACGUCGCUGGUAGGGGUGCGCGUGGACGUGAUUGCCGAAUGUACUUGCGGCGCUAGAAACUUCAGCAAGGCUGAGUCGUGUCGUUCGUCACCGUGCCACAACGGAGGUCGCUGUAUGGAAACACGGUACGGGCUUAGCUGCUCGUGUCCGACCGGAUACACCGGACCACGGUGCCAGCAGACGACGCGCAGCUUCCGCGGCAAUGGAUGGGCCUGGUAUCCACCGCUGGCAAUGUGUGACGAUUCCCAUCUUAGCUUCGAGUUUAUCACCCGCAAAUCGGAUGGGCUACUGCUGUACAACGGACCGAUCGUACCACCGGAGCGCGAUGAGCUGCUAGUGUCGGACUUCAUUUCCGUCGAGCUGGAGAGAGGUUUCCCAAGACUGCUGAUUGACUUCGGUUCCGGCACGCUGGAACUGCGGGUGAAAACGAAGAAAAGUUUGGACGAUGGCGAAUGGCAUCGGUUGGACAUCUUCUGGGACACGGAAAACGUGCGCAUGGUGGUGGAUUACUGCAAGUCUGCGGAAGUAGCCGAGAUGGAAGAUGGUUCGCCGCCAGAAUUUGACGAUUCAUCGUGCCAGGCUCGUGGUACAAUUCCACCCUUCAACGAGUACUUGAACGUGAACGCACCGCUGCAGAUCGGUGGUUUCUACCGUGAGCAGUUCGAUCCGACACACUACCGCUGGAACUACAUGCCGAUGGGCAAGGGAUUCGAUGGGUGCAUCAAGAAUCUGGUGCACAAUAGCAAACUUUACGAUCUGGCGCAUCCGGGACUGUCGCGAAACAGUGUGGCCGGUUGUCCACAGACGGAGGAGGUUUGCAGUCAGAGUGAGCAAACGUCGCGCUGCUGGGAGCAUGGCAAUUGUGUUGGCAGCUUCACCGAGGCUCGCUGUCAGUGUCGACCGGGAUGGACUGGACCGGCUUGUAACAUUCCCACCAUACCGACCACCUUCAAGCAGCAGAGCUACGUCAAGUACGCGCUCUCGUUCGAGCCGGAUCGCUUCAGCACCCAGAUACAGUUGCGCUUCCGUACGCGUGAGCAGCACGGUGAGCUGUUCCGUGUCAGCGAUCAGCACAACCGUGAGUACGGCAUUCUCGAGAUAAAGGACGCCCGUCUUCGGUUCCGAUACAAUCUCAACUCGCUGCGCACGGAGGAGAAGGAUAUCUGGUUGAAUGCGAUUGCCGUGGAUGAUGGUCAGUGGCAUGUGGUGCGAGUGAACCGACAUGGAUCCGCCGCCACGCUGGAGCUGGACGGUGGUGAGGGUCGCCGGUACAACGAAACGUUCACCUUCGAUGGGCACCAGUGGCUGCUGGUUGAUAAGCAGGAAGGUGUGUAUGCUGGCGGCAAGGCCGAGUAUACGGGUGUCCGCACAUUCGAGGUGUACGCUGACUAUCAAAAGAGCUGUUUGGAUGAUAUCAGACUGGAGGGCAAGCAUCUGCCACUGCCACCGGCCAUGAACGGUACGCAAUGGGGUCAGGCUACGAUGGCUCGCAACCUCGAGCGCAACUGCCCAUCGAACAAACCGUGCGCCAACGUGAUCUGUCCGGAUCCGUUCGAGUGUGUCGAUUUGUGGAACGAAUACGAGUGCACCUGCGGUGAAGGGCGCGUCAUGUCACCGGACGGUAAGGGCUGCAUGGAUCGAAACGAGUGUCUCGAUCUGCCGUGCCUGAACGGUGGCAUCUGCGUGAAUCAGGAGCCACGGUUGCGGUACCGGUGCGACUGCCCGGACGGAUUCUGGGGCGAAAACUGCGAACUCAUCCAGGAGGGCCAAACGCUCAAGCUGAGCAUGGGUGCCCUGGCGGCCAUUCUUGUGUGUCUGCUAAUCAUAUUGAUACUGGUGCUGGUGUUCGUGGUGUACAACCGAAGGCGAGAGUCGCACAUCAAAUAUCCGGGCCCGGAUGACGACGUGCGGGAGAACAUCAUCAACUACGACGAUGAAGGGGGCGGCGAGGACGAUAUGACCGCGUACGACAUCACGCCGCUACAGAUCCCGAUCGGCCCGAUGCCGGAAUUGACGCAGUGCAAGAUGCCACCGUUGAUGUAUCCGGUCAUGACGAUGGGACCGGGACACGAACCUAACGUUGGUAUGUUCAUCGAGGAGCACAAGAAGCGAGCGGACAGCGAUCCGAAUGCGCCACCCUUCGAUGAUCUGCGCAACUACGCUUACGAGGGUGGUGGCAGUACGGCUGGAUCGCUCAGUUCACUACAGUCAGGCACGGACGACGAGGUGCAGGAAUUCGACUAUUUGGAUGCCUGGGGACCUCGGUUCGACAAGCUGGCCAACAUGUACGGCGAUCAUCAUCCGACUGAGCUUGAUGAUUUAAAUUAAAUCCUUGCUCGCCCGAUCGAUACCACCGUGAGUGCGCGCGUCUCCUUCGACCGUACGUUGGGGCGAUACGUGGGAAGUUCCUGGGAGAUGAGCAAAUCACCGGAUGUAAGCACGGUGACAGAUGACACUCUAGCAAGAGCACAACGCGAGCGAAAAGAAGAAAAUCAACAACAGCGCACCGAAACGUAACAAAACAGAUACAAGACAGAGCACCCAGGCACCCAGCAUCGCUCUACAAAGGAAAAUGCAAAUCGAGUCGAACCACGUGCAUCGACCGGGGUUCCCACGCACGGUCACGAAGGAGACAGAUUGGAGACAACAACCAAACACAAAACGACGACUGAAACACGAGAUUGCGUUGCCAACAGCUACCGAUUUGCGGGGUUGUGCGUUUUAGUAUAAUUUACUUCGAACUCAGCCCGUAAGGUGAAAAAAGAAAAACAGUGGGAAGCAACAGAAGCGUGCGGUGGUUCCUACUUUUCCCUUUUCGAGUGAGUCAUCACCGGAUGAUCAUCAGCAGCACUCUACAACAAGAACAGCACACUGAUCACACAUACAGCAUUCUUCUCCGCAUCCACAACAGUUCGCCCAAAACUGAUGAAACCGUAGAACUGCCAUUUAAUCUACCAGCGCCCCGGCGGGACCCUGAGCAGCCGGGAUCUUGACCGGGCGAACUUAUUUUAUAAGCCACAAUCGGGUCCUAGGCCUAAGCAAAUCGACCGAGACGAACCGCCGUGCGGAUGAGGACAGGUGAGUGAAGAUGGCCAUCUAGAGGAGCGUAGAAUGAAAAAAAAAGGGAAAACGAAAAACGCAAGUCCGUCGGUGUGAUUCACAACACGGUCGCUACACAUUCGAUGGAGACGCCUAGUACCCGGUACAGUAUGCGGGCUGCGGAACUUGAAGUGCUUUGAACGCAGGUUGGUGCGGGAGUAGCGGGUCGUUUUAUUCGAGCCCUUUUUUUUGCCGCCCCAUAUUUUAUCGGUACAGGAUAGUGGAGAGCAAAAAUGCAACAUUUGGUUCGCGGGAACAUUUCGUUUUUGCAUUUCGGUUUCCGUUGAUUCAAUCCGCCUGUUUUAAUUGUCCCACGAAACAAAACAAAAAAAAACGAGGGACAAAGGUUUCCUGCCAUGUUUGUGUGUCUGUCCUUUUGACGAGGGACAUAACGAUGAAGCGACUGAGGGAAAAGCGGUUAAGAAUAGACGAGUAAGAAAGGAAGAAAGCAGUCGAGCAUAAAUAACAAACAAAAAAAAACAAGCAUACUUUAAACCAAAGUUUAAUUAUAAUCAUUGUUGAGAUUACAGUUAAGGUUACGGUUAAGCGCGCGCGUUAGAAGAUUGGGUCUCCCCCUCUAGGAAUGUGGACGAAGUUUGUAUGUGUGCGUGUGUUAAUACUGUCAAUGGGGCGAGUCAUACUCACCCGCAGAACGGUAUCGAGCGGUUCGAUCAGUGGGAAAAGUAAAAAAAAAAAGGUGGGAAGUUGAGAUACACAUACAGAACGAGAACGAGAGAGAGAGAGAAAAAGAGAGAGCGAGUCAGCACAUGAAUUAUCGCUGCUUGAUCUAAAAGGACGAAGAUGGCAGACCGAGCGGCAGCCGUGUACUAUCACCCGCCCGGUCGCCCGAACGGCAUCAUUUCCAGCCAAAGUGGCCAAAUUCCAACCAAAAUGAGCGCUCUCAGCUCAACGCAACUUUCAGCACACUCCACACUGCUUUUUCCAGUUUUGUCCAAAUUUUGAAAGACAAAAUGAGGGUGGCAUAAUAAUAAUGCCUUCUGCGUCCAUCGUGGGGCUGGGUGGUGAGCAAUAUUUCUUUCCUUCGUACGAAUGAGAAAGUGCUGAAGCGUGAAAAAUUGAAAUGAUCACACCCAAGGCUCCCACCGAGUUCCUUUGGAUAGGAGAAGUUCGCUUCGAACCGCCAUGCUGUAAACUGUUGAUUGGAGGAACAGUUUUAUCAUUUUCUUUUUUUGUGCGGAGUAGGUGGGAUAGGAAAAUGAAAAUAGGAAGGCAAAGAAUCUUAUUUUCUUUUCUUACUCAUCGCUACUAUGUCCUUUUGGCCAUAUCGGACAAAUUGUCUGUUCCAUAUCACUAAGGACACAUCUCUUGAAGGCUUUCUUCCCACUACCCCGGGCUAGGACGCCAUCACCCAGGCGUAAAUGACUUUCGUCUUUUUUUUUUUUUUUGCUGGCUCUCGUUUGUGGCGUAAAUCUCGCACUCUUAGGGAUAGAUUUGCACUUCAUUUCUAACCUCUUGUCGGUGAAAAAGAAGUAACCAGCGAGUACACAAAGCAGAUGACAGAUUUGUGAUAAAUUGUGGAAUAUUGGUGAAAAAGAUUCCGUCUGGAACAGUUUUUCGAACAACAUUUGAUAAGCUUAUGCUCCGCAGUAGUGUGAAUGAAAAUGAUUUUAUAUUUUGCUGGAAGUUGUGCUCCUAUUACGGUUGGGUUGGUUGGAAGAUGUUGGGUGUGAGCGGAUAGUGUUCCGUAAUGCAAGUUCUUCCCUUUACAAGCAACGAGAAAUGGACGUGAGUGGUUUCAUAAGAGACAAAUGAAUUUGGUUUUUCUUCACUAAUCCUUUUUAGUGCGCAACUGUUGGUUUAGUGUUUUGUUUUGGCAAGCACUGUUUCUACUACCUCCCUUUGUUAUUGGGAAUUUGCCCACAGUUUUUAUUUAUCUCUCUGUUGUCUUGUUUGCUCCAUAAUAACUACCUAUGUACCUCCACGUAUUACAAUACACUUUUUUAUUGAACACUUUCUUUUACAAAUAUACAAUUUUAAUACACACACACACAUGCCAGCAGGGAACGAACAUUGGGAUGUGAGUACACUCAAAUAAUUUACAAACUUGUACAUAUACUGCAAUAGGAAAGAAAUAUGAACGAUUUUUACAAACCUGCACCAUACUCGCACACACUCAUGCACACACACAGCGAUACACAGCUGUAGCAAGAAUUAAGGAACGAAACAGACAACUAAACAUUUACAUAAAGCCAAUAGAAGGGAAGCUCUCGGUACAUGAACCUUUCCAUACAGACACCCCGUUUUUCUUUACUAAGCUUUUCACCAAGAGUCUCAAAAACAAGUCGAUGGCUCCAUUCUAACAAUAACAUUAACAAACACUAAUUGCAUUAAACACACACGCAUCCAUGCGCAUCCCGGUUGGGAUGGAUUUUUUAUCGUAAAAUCAAUAGAUGGAACCUCAAAACUUACCACCACUUUCCCGUACGGUUAUGCCACUUGUGUUUUCUCUUCCAACUUUUACAAUAGAAAAUAAAAACUGUUGGUUGUUUUGUUUCUGAUAAACAAGCACUGCGCAUUCUCUCUCUCUUUGUCCAGUGUUGAUUUAACCGUGCGACCACUUCUCGGCUGUUUAUCUUCACGCCUAAGCGGCGCGGCUUCCCUAUUUUGGUCGAACACGAACCACAUGUGCUUGUAGUUGUUUUGUUCCCUUUGGGCGCUGUCAAUUUUCGGCAACGGCAAAACAUUUCUGCACUUCCGGGAAAAAAAACCUAUGUACCGGCGGAAUUAGACAAACAACAAAUUUGGCCACGGGAAGUCUCGAAAAGUCAAGGAAGCGUAAAGAAGGAAACACACACGCGCGGGUGCUUGGACACAUGGGAAUGGUUAAAGAGUUGUGUAAAGUUUUUUUUUUAUUUCGAUGUACAUUCUACUUUAGAUGUGUUUUAAUACUUUGUGUUAUAGUUUCUUUUCGUUUUACGAAUAGAAUAACAAUACAAUAGCUGUAAGAGAUACUUUCUAAAUAGGGAAAACAAACGUUACGUUUUGUUUUGUUUUGCAUUGCGUUCGCUUUUAGUUCUUUCCUUUUUUACAAACACACAUAGACACACAACGAAACGGGAAAGCAAAUAGGAACGAUGUUACUAUUUGUUUUUAGAAAGCAUUUGUUCCCUUUACAUUGAACUGCAGCACCAAUUUUUUGUUGGGAAGGAAAUAUGAUGGGGUUUGUCUUGUGGCUCAACAGAGUAAGCUAUUUCGGGAGCCCAUUUUAAAAUGCGGUGAUUGAGAUGAACUUUUUGAUGGCAAAUUUCGUUCGCCCAUGAUGGCUUCUCGCGUUAGCGUUUGUAUGGCACUGCGGGAGGAAACACGGAAAAUCAUGGUACAUGUUUUUUAAACAAUUAUUGCUAACGAAUAGAACACAUCGUAGCAAAUUGGCGACUAAGCGACUGCGUGUAAACACUCUAGGCCGUAAGUAAAUCAAAUAUACAACCACUAACAAGUAUUGAGACAACCACAGCAAAGUCGCGCACAUUAGCACAUCCAUCGUCACAUUCAGAACCCAUUCCGAAGCGCAAAUGCUAGUCGGGCCUAACGACCCCGAAGUUGAGAUUUCCGUUCAACCGUACCCAUUACCCAUCUCGUAUUAGAAAAAGGAGGGGGAAAAAGUUGGUUUAGUUUUAUACCAAACUUUUUUCUCCGUAAUUUUUGCUGCUCCGUACGUAUGGGAGCAGCACAAUGCAACAAGAGGAAGCAUUUUGCAAGUUCAUCCAUUAUGAGUAUUAUGAACGACUAGUUUUAACUGUGAAAGUGUCGUGUGCAAAUUUAACAAGCAAAAAAACCCGUGUCAUCGUAAGGAAACAUUUAUUUAACUGAUAUAAGAUACUUAUUACGAUUAACGGAAGGUUGGAAGACGAACAAGGCGAAACAAAGCAAAACGAAACUGAUAUUACACACACACACUGACACAUGCGUAUCCAAAGACUGUAAAAACUUUGAUUUGUUUUAUGUAAAGCUAGGUUUUUUCUCCUCUCGGUAAGUUAGUAAUAGUUAAUUUAAUAAUUAUUUUUACAACUCGGUUUUAUCGGGCUCCGGAUGCAAAAGUGAUGGCAGCAGUGAGAGGCAGAGCAAGCGUAAUCGUAAUCGGGGAGAUUUAUUGGAGAUCGACUUCGAGUGAAGAAGGGGUUUUUUUUAAUUUCGAAUGCCAUAACACGAAACCCGUAACACUUUUUUUUUACUUUUCGUAAGAGAAACAAUUAGAAGCUCUACUACUAAGGGUACUAAAGGCCAGUAGUCAUUUGGGUGGGCAGUUAAGGGUAACGUAACACAGCUAACCGUAGCGACGGGUGUGUAUGAGUUUGAACGCAAAAAAAAAAAUCAAUGGCGAUAAUAUAUAUUUUAAGCUGGUGAGCAUCGUUCAGCAGGUAUCUGUAUUGUAAUAUCUGGAAGCGAUCAACCACAGCAACACUAGUUUAUUCCCUCGAAACUUUUAUUGAGUUUUCUACGUCAGAACAGCAAAAAAAACCUCAGCAAAUCACUCUCCAUCGCGUGAGCGUGUGGGAAAAGCUGAUCAUUUUUAAACAGUGACAUGAUGUUUGUGCUCCUUGUUUUGUAAGACAACCGCAGAACGAAACAUGGAAGCGCUCAAACACACACACAAACGUACAUUUGAAAAACGAAUUUGUGCGUCCAUGCGUACAGUUUCGGGCGGUAGAAUUUUUAAAAACCCACUACAACAAAAAGUAUUCAUUACGCCACACGUAUAUUAUACACACACACGCGAACACAUAAAACACACAUCGGUAGAUAUUUAGUAGUAAAAGCAAACACACACACACACACACACUCGUACGGAAGUGGUACACAACAGUAUGAAAAAACGGUGAGCAAAACUCCCUAAACUAAUUGUAAACGAAAAGCAGAAAUCCCAGCACUACUUAGACUAAAAAACAAAUCGGCAUAAUUAGCUAAAUCGAAACGGGGGCAAACAUCGUAGCAAAAUCGUAGCUUAUUUGCAAAAAGAAAUCCCGAAUCCUCCCGACUGGAAACAAAAACAAUGCGAAGAAAGCCACUCUCCCGAACAUCCACCAUUUAAGAACGUCCCCUCUGUUGUGCUGCUGUACGUCGACGCCAUCAUUGUAUUCCAUGUUGAAUUGUGUGUUUUGUUUUUUGCUUCACACAAUUAAACCACUCUCGUUCAUUCAUAUAUACACACAUAAACACACAUAUAUAAUUGCACAUUCCCUGCAUUAAAGUUUCUUUGCCGUGGUAACAUUUUUCACUUCUCAAGACACCUUAAAGAGAAGUAUGGAAAACGACAACAUAUGCUCAGCCAGUUGAUGGUAGUAUUUAUAGUGCGGUCAUGUAAAUUUAACAAAACAAACGAAACACGACUUAACGAAGGUGAAAAACAAAUGUGAACGACUGCGGUUGCGCGCCUCAUUCACAAGUGAGCCGCAACAUAAGCGCACAUGACAAAACGAAACAACAAGCGAAACGAUUCUGUAUCCUAAAAAUGAUAAACUAAACAAUGUUAGACUUAUGCUAGUACACAUCCACAUCCACAGCGUUUAAAGCCGGCAGCAGAAAGGCUGGGAGCGAACGAAAUAUCCUAAUCUAAUCACGUACACAAUAGAAAAGAGAAAACACAGACGGAGCAGCGGACUGGUGUUUGGGAUGAAAAUACAUAAAAAAUUACAAAAAAGUGUGCAAUAGAGAGAGAGAGAGAGAGAAAUAUCCUUCAAAAACCUAAUACAUCCAGAAGCGAAGAGAAGGGAAAAAUAGAAAACAAAAAUAUAAAAAAACACACACACACACACAACCAAACAAAACAAUCCUUUUUCCUAUCCCCAUUCUCCGAUAAGAAAAAGAAAAACACAUUUUUUGCGAGACCGUUAGUUAAUUGAGUGAAACAAACAAAACGAUAUAUACACUAUUAUACAUACACAUAUAUAUUAGUGACUUUUUAAACAAAAAAAAAAACCAGAAGAAAACCCCGCAAACAAAUAGACUAAAAACAGAACAGAAGCAAAAACAAACUCGAUAAAACAUGUAUCCGCUCACCAAACAGUGGGAGUUUGAUACGUACGCACAGACGUUACUGUGUGUGUGUGUUGAUGUACCGUGUCACGCGAGUUUAUAGUAAAUGAAAACAAAAACAAAAACUAGCAACUUCUCAGCGCACAUCAAGUGUGUGGGGUGCGAGACAAUGCAAUUGGGAAAAUUACCUAUCAAGAAAAGAAAACAUAGAAACACGUUUCCCCGGGGUUUUCCUCCAGUUUUUCAUCACCGCGGGAUAUCGAGAAACAGUUAUGGGGAAAAGGUUUAAAACACUUGUUUUAUACUUGUUUGUCCAGGGGGUUGAUGAGCAUAACCGGGGGGUUGAACGUGAUCAAUUCGAUGGCUCCAUCAAACCACCCCUAGCUACUAGGUGAAGCUCAGCAGCACAGAAGAUGGAAACACACACAGUAACAUAAAUGCUAAGAAUGUUUAACAAAAGGAAACGAACGAGAGUGGUUCUCCAAACCUCUGGCGGAAAGGCGGAGAACAGUGGCCCGAGGAAUGGGGACAACACACAGUGGAAAGGGUGGUGUGCGUGUGUGUGCAGUAAAUAUUAAUUAAUAGCGAUACCAAAAUCCUAGUUGUAAAUAUAGUGAAAUGAUAUUAAAGAAUGAAAGGCAAAACUCUACCACCACUACACUACCGCACGAUACACACACGCGCGUGGGUAUGGUGGUGAAGGUGAAUGAAAACCCUUUUUCUUUCCCCAUUGCAAGUAAUAUCUUCAACAUACCACAAAGAAUCUCCUGAAAACACCACAGACACACUCACACACACACACAAGUAAAGACAGACAUUAUAAUCAUUCCCGGAACACAUCCCGGCAUCAACAUAAAGCAUUCAUACGUACACACGAAACCCUGACGGAAUGGGGGAAACAUUCGUUGAAAAUUAACGAUCUUUAUACUACCGAACCGUAUCAGCGUAGUAGUGAGUCUUUCCGGGGUCAUUUUGUUUGGCAUUUGUUUUUGUCAAAGAAAAGAGGAAAAACAGGGAUGCAUUAAAAUCCAGUUUCUAUAAAUCCUCGCUGAAGGGUCACAUCCGUCAGUCACAGUCAGUCGGUUCGUUCUUCCUUCAAAUGGAAGAAACAAUAUUAAAAACACAAUAAAAGUUAAUGGAAAAAAAGCCAGAGAAAAAAAAACAACCCUUUUUCAACCGAACACUAACUAGAACACCGAAAAUAGAUAAGUGAAAGCAAACGAUAAGAAUACAGGCGAGACGUAGCUAACAUGAAGCGAACAACAACAUCUUAAUGUUAAGAACAAAAAAACACGUGCAUCAUCUUCGUGAGGCAAAAACAACAGUGGAGUGCUCAUUUUGUGCAAAUUAGUGCUACGAACAAAAAACCCCCCACAAACACAGACACACACAUACUUACCAUUCACAGUAUAAAGGGACUUCUUCGCGUGCGGUGUUUUGUUGGUGAAAACCGAAAAUGGCCAAGAGAGACAAGUGAAAUGUUAAACGAAAAACUGGCUGAGGGCUGAGGGCCGAAAUGGUGAAGGAAACACCUAAAACAGCAAAAUGGAGAAAGAAAACAACGUCUGCACACAAACACACUUUUACACGUGAAAAGUCGAAUCGAAAUCGUUCAAUUAUUGGAAACAUAAGAGAGAAGAAAAAAGAAACCUUCACACAAGCACACAUUAUACAAGAAAAAAAAAACAUGGAAAGACAACACGAAACGCUGGAUGCUGUGGUUGGUGGGAGGAGGAAGUGGAGAGUCAUUGCGGGAAACGGGAAAACGAAAAUAGAGGUAAAAAGUAAGACGAAGAAAAACAGAUAAGACAAAAAAACUGAAAUAAAUUGCUACAAUGGGAAGUAACUGUCAUAAACUGGA